Clonostachys byssicola is the source of this 1515-nucleotide messenger RNA. Lineage: Eukaryota; Fungi; Ascomycota; Sordariomycetes; Hypocreales; Bionectriaceae. The record is from the annotation of a GenBank genome assembly.
AUGAUCGAGGACUUUGGCACACCAGAAGACGUAUUCAUGGCAGUUAUUGAUACAUACUUUACCUACUGCCAGAAUCAGCCUUACUCGUUCUUUCAUGAGGAUACCUUCCGGCAACGUUUAUCGGAACAAGCUAUCCCUAGACAUUUAGUCCUAGCUGUCAUGGCGACUGCAGUUCGAUUUUGCUCGCAUCCGUACUUCUCGGGACGCGUGGUGGAGAUGUCUGUCGAAUAUGCCAACAGAUCCUGGAAGCUCAUCGUGUCGGACUGUUUCACUGCCGGCAACGUGGCAGAUAUAUCGACAGUCCAGACGGUCGCCUUGCUAGGCUUGUUCGACUUCACUGCUGGUCGAUCACGCCAUGGUUCAGCGUGGGUCAAAGUUGGCCUGGCCGUGAGGAUCGCGCAGGAUUGCGGACUCAUGCUAGACAACGCGGCGCAUCUCUCGUAUGUGGAACAGGAAGAGAGACGCCGGGUGUUCUGGUCAGUCUAUCUGCUGGAUCGCUUGGUCUCCUGCGGCCGCGGUCGACCACCGGCCAUCGUUGAUGCGUCGUGCCAUGUGCAGCUGCCGUGUGACGAGUCAACAUGGAGGGAAGGCCGAUGGGCCAAGACACAGUCAUUGGACGAGAUGACAAAUCGGACACUUUCAGUAUCUGAACGGCAAUGCCCCUUGGCUCAAGUCAUUGCUACUGCACACAUCCUGGGCCGAUGUGCGCAGUAUGUGCUCCAGGACUUCAACAUCAGAGGACCACCACCCUGGGAUCCUGGCUCAGACUUUGCAGGCAUCGAAUCCGAUCUCCUACAUCUCGAAGCUUAUUUGGAAAUACAGAGACCAGUUAAUGAAAUGUUUGCGGCCCAUACCUCGAUCGAUGGAGCAGUGGAUAGCCAGUGCACAGGGCCAAUCGUCUUCUCUCGAGCACAUUUCCAUCUUUGUUACUGUCUACUCAACCAUCCAUUCUUGUUACGCCGCCGCCUCAACACAUGCCGCAACCUCGCACCCAUCAGUUUCAUCAAACGAUCAUCUGACUUAGCCUGGAUUCAUGCGCAGCAAAUGUUGGUUCUUAUCCGUGAGUCGCGUAAGUUGGGCUGCUCGUUUCAUUCUUCGUCUAGCGGCUAUGCAAUCACAGUCGCAGGCUCCAUCUUCGCGUUGCGGAUUUACGACGACGACUCGCUUGCUCGUGAGCAGGCUCAGCUACUGCUCGAAGAGGCUCUACUCUAUCUGGACAUCAUUGGCCAGCACUGGAGUAAUGUUAAAACAAUGGCCGCGACACUUCGCCGAAUAGUCUACGAUGGGGUUUUGGGACGCAACUUGAACAGCCUCGCGCAGACUUUGAGCUUCACGCCUGCAGAGGAAUCAGCUAUAUGGGCAGUAGUUGACUACAAUACCAUGUCGAACCAAUUCGGCGAGGAUGUUAUGAUGAGUGGGCGGGAAUCGGAUGAACAAAUGCCGACUUCGUGGAUUGAUCUUUUUGGUCCCAUUGAUUUUGCUCUGUUAUCAGGUGAAAACGGAGCGGCUCAGUAA